UUGGGCUAAGGGAUCAUGGUACUGGCAUCACAGGGAAUAAAUUACCUUCUCAGCUCACACCUUCUGCCUUUGAAUCUUGUGGGCACUUUCCAGAUGAGUGGGAGCAGUAGCCACACCAGGCCCUUGGGCAGUAAUGUGGACAGCCUCCUGCGCCUCCGGGGCCGCCCACUCCUGGACCACGAAGCCUUGUCAUGUCUCUUAGUCCUUCUCUUUGUGGACGAGCCCAAACUGAAUACGAAUCACCUCCACCGUGUCCUGCGCAACCUGUGCUACCACGGCCAGACCCGCCAUCGGGUUAUCCGCAGCCUGCCGUCCAUUCUGCAACGGAGCAGCGAGAGUGAACUGUGCAUCGAGACCCCCAAGGCAGCUACCACUGAGGAAAAGGGCAAGAAGGCAGCCAAGGGCUGCCCCACAGGCAGCCGUGAUAGCCGGCCCCUGGACCUGCUGCACAAGAUGGAGUCCAAGAGCUCCGGCCAGCUCUCGUGGCUCUCUGUGUCCACGGAUGCGGCCCUGGGCUGCCGGACUAACAUAUUCCAGAUCCAGCGGGCGACAGGCCGCAAACACACUGAGAAGCAUGCUGGCUGUGGCUCCACUGUCCACAUUCACCCCCAGGCUGCUCCUGUGGUGUGUCGACAUGUCCCGGAUACACUCAUCCAGUUAGCCAAGGUCUUCCCCAGUCACUUCACACGGCAGCGGACCAAAGAGAUGAAUUGUGACAGCGAUCGGGAGAGGAGCAACACACAGGCCUGUAGCCCCUGUCCCAGCCAGUCCACCAGCGGCAGUAUUUCCACUGACUUCUGGGACUCGUUGGUCAAACUGGACAACGUGAACGUCAGCCGAAAAGGCAAAAACUCUGUCAAGUCAGUGCCCGUCAAUGUGGGCAGUGAGGGAGAGCCCUCUCUGUACAGCCUUGAAGCCUCUCCCCUAGGGCAGCUCAUGAACACGCUGUCUCAUCCGGUCAUCCGCCGGAGCUCCCUCCUCACUGAGAAACUCCUGCGCCUCUUGUCCCUCAUCUCCAUUGCACUGCCCGAGAACAAAGCACCAGAGACUCUGGCCAACCCAGGCAGCAGCACCGGCACUCCUUCCGUUACCAUUGCCUCCUCAGCAAGUGGCACCUCCACCAAUACUGGAGUUGCCACCCCAGGCCCCCUUGCCCCCAGCCCCACCCCAGCUGGAGCCUCAGCCACUGCUGCCGUGGCAGCCACCCCAGCUGCUGUUGUUGCAACUACUGCUAAGAGCAGCAAAUCCCCAGCGAAGGCUGGCGAGGGAGGCAGUGGGAGCAGUAUAGAGAGUGAGAUGGCAGCAUCGGGCCUAACCGAAAAUCAGCUCCAGCUCUCUGUGGAGGUGCUGACCUCGCACUCGUGUUCAGAAGAAGGCCUGGAAGAUGCAGCCAAUGUUCUGCUACAACUUUCCAGGGGUGACCCAGUGACCCGAGACACUGUUCUUAAGCUACUGUUAAAUGGAGCCAGGCAUCUGGGUUAUACCCUGUGCAAACAGAUUGGGACCCUCCUAGCCGAGCUUCAAGAAUACAAUUUGGAGCAGCAGCGGCAAGCCCAGUGUGAGAUCCUGUCUCCAGAUGGGCUGCCCGAAGAGCAACCCCAGACUACCCGACUGAAAGGAAAGAUGCAGAGCAGGUUUGACACAGCUGAGAAUGUGCUGAUCGUGGCAUCUCAGAAGCGCCCACUGGGCGGUCGAGAGCUCCACCUGCCGUCCAUGUCCAUGCUGACGUCAAAAACGUCCACGCAGAAGUUCUUCCUGCGUGUGCUGCAGGUCAUCAUUCAGCUCCGAGAUGACACACGCAGAGCUAACAAGAAGGCCAAGCAGACAGGCAGGCUAGGCACCUCCAGCCUGCGCUCUGCUAGCAGCAUCCAGGCAGCUGUUCGGCAGCUGGAGGCUGAGGCUGAUGCCAUUAUACAAAUGUCGGAGUCCAGCCAGUCUGAGGUUGCUUCCCGGAGGGAUGAGUCUCCCAUGGAUGUGGACCAGCCAUUCCCUGCUUCUCAAGAUACGCAGUCCAUUGGCUCCGAAGGAAGCCAACAGAGCGAGAAGGAGAAAGAAGAGAGACCCCCUGAUCUUCCCCUGCUUAGUGAGCAGCUGAGCCUAGAUGAACUCUGGGACAUGCUGGGCGAGUGUUUGAAGGAGCUCGAAGAAUCCCAUGAUCAACAUGCAGUGCUAGUGCUGCAGCCUGCUGUCGAAGCCUUCUUUCUGGUUCAUGCCACUGAACGGGAGAGUAAGCCACCUGUUGGGGACACUCGGGAAAGCCAGCUGGCUCACAUCAAGGAUGAGCCACCACCACUCUCCCCUGCUCCUUUGACCCCUGCCACCCCCUCUUCCCUGGACCCCUUCUUCUCCCGAGAGCCCUCAUCUAUGCACAUUUCCUCCAGCCUGCCCCCAGACACACAGAAAUUUCUUCGGUUUGCAGAGACUCACCGCACUGUGCUAAAUCAGAUCCUAUGCCAGUCCACCACCCAUCUCGCAGACGGGCCCUUUGCUGUCUUAGUGGACUACAUCCGCGUGCUCGACUUCGAUGUUAAGCGCAAGUAUUUCCGCCAAGAGCUAGAGUGUCUAGAUGAGGGACUCCGGAAAGAAGACAUGGCUGUGCACGUCCGCCGUGACCAUGUGUUUAAAGACUCCUACCGCGAGCUGCAUCAAAAAUCCCCAGAGGAAAUGAAGAAUCGAUU
Molecule: messenger RNA, 2678 nt
Organism: Vombatus ursinus (common wombat)
Lineage: Eukaryota; Metazoa; Chordata; Mammalia; Diprotodontia; Vombatidae
Product: E3 ubiquitin-protein ligase HUWE1-like
Exons: 13
Biological process (GO): protein polyubiquitination; proteasome-mediated ubiquitin-dependent protein catabolic process; positive regulation of protein catabolic process
Cellular component (GO): nucleus
Source: RefSeq, a predicted model, not a curated record